Messenger RNA from Rhineura floridana, 2079 nucleotides. RefSeq names its product broad substrate specificity ATP-binding cassette transporter ABCG2-like. The record is from RefSeq and is a predicted model, not a curated record. The transcript is spliced from 16 exons. Lineage: Eukaryota; Metazoa; Chordata; Lepidosauria; Squamata; Rhineuridae. Gene Ontology annotation, molecular function: ATP binding; ABC-type transporter activity; ATP hydrolysis activity. Bases 1 to 1941 code for a protein of 646 amino acids. Gene Ontology annotation, cellular component: plasma membrane.
AUGGCUCAAAAUCCACAAGUCAGUAUCCCAAUGUCAGAAUCCAGUACAAAUGGCAUCCCAAGCAAGAAUUUGAUGAAAGCCACUACUGUCACCUUUCACAAUAUCUGCUAUAGAGUGAAGACCAAGAGUGGCUUUAUAGGUUGCCGAAAAACAGUUGAGAAAGACAUUUUGAGAGAUAUCAAUGGGAUAAUGAGGCCUGGACUGAAUGCAAUUCUGGGGCCAACUGGCAGUGGCAAAUCUUCACUACUGGAUAUUUUAGCUGCUAGGAAAGAUCCUUAUGGCUUGAGUGGUGAUGUUCUAAUCAAUGGAGCUCCUCGGCCUGCCAAUUUUAAAUGUAUAUCUGGAUAUGUUGUACAGGAUGAUGUGGUGAUGGGGACCUUGACCGUGAGAGAGAACUUCCAAUUCUCAGCCGCCCUCCGAUUGCCAAAGACUGUGAGCGAGCAAGAAAAGAAGGAAAGGGUUGACCAGAUACUCAAGGAGCUGGGAUUGACAAAAGUGGCCAAUUCAAAGGUUGGAACCCAGUUAAUUCGUGGUAUAUCAGGGGGAGAGAGAAAAAGGACGAAUAUUGGAAUGGAGCUUAUUACUGAUCCUGCAAUCUUGUUCUUAGAUGAGCCAACUACUGGAUUGGAUGCCAGCACAGCCAAUGCUGUACUGCUCCUCCUUAAAAGGAUGGCGAGGCAGGGAAAAACAAUAAUCUUUUCCAUCCAUCAACCUCGCUACUCAAUCUUCAGACUGUUUGAUAAAUUGACCUUACUGGCUGCAGGAAGAAUGCUGUAUCAUGGACCUGCUCAGAAUGCCCUAGAAUAUUUCAAGUCUAUUGGCUAUGAGUGCGAACCAUACAACAAUCCUGCUGACUUCUUUCUGGAUGUCAUUAAUGGAGACUCAACAGCUGUGGCUUCGAACAAAAAUGAUGAAAUUGAUAUAGAUACCAUUGAUGAAUGCACCAGUCAUGAUAAGACAUUGGCAGAGAAAUUAGCAGAGAAGUAUUCCAGUUCUGCUUCCUAUGAAGAAAUCAAAGCAGAAUUAGAAAAGCUGUCUUUGGGGAGCCAAAGGGAGACAACUUUUCAAGAAAUCACCUACUCUACUUCCUUCUUUCAGCAGCUCAAGUGGGUCUCUAAACGGAUGUUCAAAAAUCUGCUAGGCAACCCACAAGCCUCCAUAGCACAGCUAUGUGUUACCAUUUUCCUGGGAUUAGUCGUAGGUGCCACAUACUUUGGAUUGAAAGAUGAUAUUAAAGGUUUGCAGAAUAGACUUGGUGCCAUGUUCCUUAUGACCACCAACCAGUGCUUCAGCAGCAUUUCCGCGAUUGAACUUUUUGUUGUGGAGAAGAAGAUAUUUAUACAUGAAUACAUCAGUGGAUACUACAGAAUUUCUGCAUAUUUCUUCUCAAUGCUAAUGGCUGAUUUAAUACCCAUGAGGACUUUACCUUGCAUUAUUUUCACUUGCAUGGUUUAUUUCGUGAUAGGUCUGAAACGAACAGCAGAGGCCUUCUUUAUAAUGAUGCUUACUCUGAUUAUGGUAUCUUAUACAGCUACUUCUAUGGCACUAGCUAUUGCCACAGGACAGAGUGUGGUGGCUGUAGCUAAUCUACUUCUGACCAUCACCUUUAUUCUUAUGAUUAUUUUCUCUGGAUUGUUGGUAAAUCUCACCAGUAUACUGCCUUGGCUUUCUUGGCUGCAAUACUUCAGCAUACCUCGAUAUGGGAUGACAGCACUGCAGGUUAAUGAACUUACUGGUCUCAAGUUCUGCAAUGGGAAAACCCUGAAAAACAAUGAUACUGUUCACAGUAUUUUGUGCACUGGAGAACAAUAUCUGAAAAGCCAAGGGAUCGAAGCAACUGCAUGGGACCUGUGGCAGAAUCACGUUGUACUUGCUUGCAUGAUGAUAAUUUUCCUUACAAUUUCAUAUAUGAAGUUGCGGUUCAUGAAAAAAUUCUCUUAAAGACAAGUCUGUGAUCCAGACUGCCCUGGAGACAUCCUAAGUAGCAGAGCUGUAGGCAUGACUAUUCUCUUCUAUUAAGUCUUCUUUUUUUCUUGAACACGUAAUGGAGAAAAACAGUAUUGCAAAAUAUCUGCAAUA